This is a messenger RNA of Ipomoea nil (Japanese morning glory), 1004 nucleotides long. RefSeq names its product protein yippee-like At3g08990. The coding region runs from base 432 to 824 and encodes 130 amino acids. The record is from RefSeq and is a predicted model, not a curated record. The transcript is spliced from 5 exons. Gene Ontology annotation, cellular component: ubiquitin ligase complex. NCBI's taxonomy places the organism in Eukaryota, Viridiplantae, Streptophyta, Magnoliopsida, Solanales, Convolvulaceae.
AUUGAUUAUUGAUGAAUAGCCAAUAAACAUAAAAAUGUCAAAAUCACAGAAAUUCACACAAAAAGAAAUUUCCUUUUUGGAAUUCAUCUUCUUUUUUUUUUUUUUCCUGGAUUUUUGAAAUGUAAUUCGUAAUUCAUAUCGAGAUUGCGUUCUCUGCUUUGUUAUAAAUUCGAGAGGACAACAUGCCUGAAUUGCCGAUUAAUCCUUUUUGCCUCUUCGCUCAACUGGUUGUAAGGUGAGGUGAUCAUCUAUCUUUCCUUCUCCUUCACACUUUUCAUUCUGCAACUCAUUUGUUUUACGAUCGAUGUCGUUCGUUCAUGUUCUACAUUUGUUGUCCCUAUCUGAAUUUCGUCAAUCUUUUCGUCGUUCGUUUGCGUUUUCGGGUCUUUUAAGGGUUCGUUUGAUUGCUUGAAGGAGAAGUAGAAGAGACUAUGGGCAGGCUUUUCCUCACCUACUUGGAUGGCAAAGUUUAUAGUUGCAAGUUCUGUAAGACGCAACUGUCUGUCGCGGAAGACAUUAUCUCUAAGGCUUUCCACUGCAGGCAUGGGGAGGCUUAUCUCUUUGAUAAAGUUGUGAAUGUUACUCUUGGUGCGAAAGAAGAGAGGAUGAUGAUAACUGGAAUGCACACUGUUGUUGACACAUACUGCGUGGCAUGUGGCUCACUUGUUGGCUGGAAAUAUGAAACUGCACAUGAAAAGUCACAGAAGUACAAGGAAGGGAAGUUCAUCCUCGAGAGCAGGUUCAUGAUAUUGGGUCCGGAUGGAAGCAACUAUUCUGUGAACCAAGAUGUUGAGCUUGAUGGGAGCGAUGACGAUGAAGCAUGAGUAACAACUCCCAGGAAUCAAAUAUCUAUCUUCUCAGACUCACCCUGCCAUUUUCAUUCAGACUUUAUCUUUCAGUUUAGAACUACAGAACAGAUGCAUGUAGGCAGACAUAUUUAAGAUUUGCAGGAUAGUCUUUAUGGCCAUUGAUUUAGAAUUUAAACCAAAACCAUUCUCUUUUCA